GAUUUUAAUUUGUAUUUCAUAAACGUAAAUUAAAGUGAAAAUACAAUGAAUCUUGGACCGAAAAAGGAUGGAAGUCCUAAUAUUGACUUUUUUCAAUCACCGGAAUCACUUCAAGGGUUUGAAACUGUUCGAUUAUGGCUACAAAAACAUCAUAAAAAAAAUCUUCAAACUGAUCCUCCUUCAAAGGAAAGCUUAGCCCAGCUUAUAAUACAAUUGAUUCAAUACCAAGAAACGAAAUUGGGAAAGAAUGCGCCAGAUUCGACUAUGGCCACACGGCUUCCGAUGCGUUUUUUUAGAGAUUUUAAAGCAGGUGGGGCAUUGUGCGUAAUAUUUGCUACAAUGUACCGCUUCAAAAGUGAACAACGUUGGAAGAAAUUUGACUUCACUGUGAACAAGACAACAUCAAAAAAAGAUCCAAACAUUCAAAUGCUUCUCGAAAUCGAAUCUUGUCUAAUGGAUGCUGAAAUUUUCCGACUUCCAGCAAUUUUCAUUCGACCGGAAGUUGAACGACCAUUGGCAUCAAAAAUUCGGGAUAUUAUUCAUAAUCAUCAAGCAGAUAUAACUGAAGAUGAGCAAGAUGCAACGCAUAUUAUCUAUCCAGAUGUGGAUCCUUUGCCUGAGGAAUAUGCUCGUCCAACUUUUAAGCGUGACAAGAAUGUGUUAUUGCAUUGGUAUUACUUUCCUGAAUCAUACGAUUCCUGGGUGCCGAACAACUUCGAUCUCCCAGAAAAUGUUCCCGAAUACCCUCCACCUUCACCUGCUGAAGAGCGUUGGCGUGUUUCAGCGCAAUGGAUUCGAGAUUUGGACACUUACAAUGAAUGGAUGUCUGAGGAGGAUUACGAAGUUGACGAGCAAGGUCGCAAGAAGAUUCAUAAAUUACGCUUAUCUGUUGAAGAUCUGAUGUCAGCUGGAGACAGCGAUAAAAGUAAGAAACAAAUCGGUGGCAAAGGCAAAAAACGUGGACGUUCACCAUCACCGAAAGGAGCGAAGAGAAAGUCUGGACGUUCUCCAGCUGUUUUCCAACAAAAGAAAACUCGUCCAGAUGAUGAUGAAUCGGAAGAUUUAACUAAAGAUAUGGACGAUCCACCAGCUGAACCAAACAUUCAGGAAGUGAAGCCAAGUGCAAGUUCAUCAGCUUCAGGUCCAGCAACACCAACAACGAAGCGUGAUCCUGACAUGGCACCAUUGAAAGGCGGAAUUGUUCAAGAUCUCGACGAAGAUAUGGAACGAGGUGAAGAUUCUCAAACAGGAAAGGCGAGCGAGAAUAGUAACACACAAGAUUUCGCCAAUAAAGAAGACGUUGAAGACAACAAUGUCACUGAACAAACGCAUCACAUCAUCAUUCCAUCAUAUUCUGCUUGGUUUGAUUACAACUCGGUGCAUAUUGUUGAGAAACGCGCACUUCCUGAAUUCUUCAACAGUAAAAAUAAAUCGAAGACACCUGAAAUUUAUUUGGCUUAUCGUAACUUCAUGAUUGACACUUAUCGGUUGAAUCCAACGGAAUAUUUAACAAGCACAGCAUGCAGACGAAACUUAGCUGGUGAUGUUUGUGCUAUAAUGAGAGUUCAUGCAUUUUUGGAGCAGUGGGGAUUGAUAAACUAUCAGAUUGAUGCUGAAUCACGACCAACACCGAUGGGCCCACCACCGACAUCGCAUUUCCAUAUUCUCAGCGACACUCCUUGCGGUUUACAACCAAUAAAUCCUCAAAAAGUUCCACAACCUUUAGCAGCGUCAAAAGCACUUUUAGAUUUGGACAAGAAAGCAAAUAAUCCUGACAAAAAAGAUUCCAACGAUCCAAACGCACCUCCAAAUGUUGUCAAACAAGAACCAGGAAGUGAAAUUUUACCAGGAGCUCAAUUUGGCUUGAGACUUGAUCAAUAUGCGAAGAAGCCAGCAGCAUUAAGAAACAAAACUGCUGCAAGUAUGACACGAGAAUGGACGGAUCAGGAAACGUUGCUGCUUCUGGAAGGUCUUGAAAUGUAUAAAGAUGAUUGGAACAAAGUUUGUGAACAUGUCGGGUCACGAACGCAAGACGAAUGCAUUUUACAUUUCUUAAGAUUACCGAUUGAAGAUCCAUAUUUGGAAGACGACAACACAUUCUUAGGGCCGUUAAGUUACCAGCCGAUUCCAUUCAGUAAAGCUGGUAAUCCAAUAAUGUCAACAGUUGCGUUCUUAGCUUCAGUUGUUGAUCCGAGAAUCGCUGCAAAUGCAGCAAAAGCAGCUAUGGAAGAAUUUGCAGCAAUCAAAGAUGAAGUUCCAGCUGCGAUGCUUGAUCAACAUUUAAAGAAUGUUGAGAAGACGAAUUUCGGUGGAAAGUUUGAUCCUUUUGCUGGUUUGACGACGAGUGGAAUUGCUGGCACAGCUCUUGAAAAAGAAAAGGACGAGACAAGUGAAAAUGAGAAGGAAAAGACGUCUGCAACGGAAGACGUUGAAAUGAAAGAUGCUACAAAGAAAGAACCCGAAGAAGAAACGCCACAAACUGAAACUGAUGAAAAUAAAAAAUCUGAUUCUGAAACAGCUGAAAAGGAGAAUGCAGAGAAGGUAACAGAAGGAGGAAGUGUGACGGCAGCACCAGCGUCAGAAGGGAGUGAGAAGAAAGCGAAUGAAGAGAAGACUAAUGAGGGAUUGAGACAUUUCGAAGAACUUGAAACGACGAUGGAACGUGAGCGUGAAGGUUUAGAAUAUCAACGUCAGCAGUUAAUUCAAGAACGUCAGCAAUUUCAUCUCGAACAGUUAAAAGCAGCAGAAUUUAGAGCACGACAGCAAGCACAUCAAAGAUUCCAGCAAGAACAUGGCGGCGGUCCCGGGCCAUGGCAAAAUCAUCCAACACCUCAACCAAACAUGGCGAAUGUUCCUCCAAGUAUUCCUCCUGGUCAAAUUUCUCACGGUCCAAUCAUGCAAGGACAGAAUCCGCCACCAGUUCAGCAAGCGCCAGUUCCUCAUCCUGUCGCUAACGCUGCUGUUGAUCAACAAAUUCCACCACAACAUCAUCAAAUGGCACCACAACAACCAUCAACGAAUCCAUUACCGCCAACAACUGUCCCAACUUAA
Clunio marinus is the source of this 3051-nucleotide messenger RNA. NCBI's taxonomy places the organism in Eukaryota, Metazoa, Arthropoda, Insecta, Diptera, Chironomidae. The record is from the annotation of a GenBank genome assembly.